Danio aesculapii is the source of this 3533-nucleotide messenger RNA. It is a transcript of the gene hoxb3a, whose product is annotated as homeobox B3a. Gene Ontology annotation, molecular function: DNA-binding transcription factor activity, RNA polymerase II-specific; RNA polymerase II cis-regulatory region sequence-specific DNA binding. Gene Ontology annotation, biological process: regulation of transcription by RNA polymerase II. The record is from RefSeq and is a predicted model, not a curated record. NCBI's taxonomy places the organism in Eukaryota, Metazoa, Chordata, Actinopteri, Cypriniformes, Danionidae. Gene Ontology annotation, cellular component: nucleus.
AAGCUGCAAACCCAGUGCCAAUCUGUCAAAGCCAAGCCGCGCGCCUUUCCUGUGUUUUCUCUUCCAUGUUCGUACGUACAUGUUGCAUGCACAUUUUUUAAAUUAGGAACUAUAUCACAGAUGGCUGCGACCAAACAGAGAAGUGAUGCACUAUCCGAGGGUGAGAGGAAUAAUAAAGUUAAAAAUGCAACUGUAUUGUGAGUGAGCAGAUAUGUAAACGAGUUCAUUGGGUGCGAUAGUAGGUUUACUAUAUUUAAACGGACUGAAAAAUGAGUCACAAUCUCCCACAGCCCGUGCAUCCACUUAAUAUGCAUUUAAAUAAAUGAUGCAGGAGCCCUUUGUUGCAAAGCCCGCAGUAAUGAGCGCAUGUGAAUCCGGUUGUUUCCUUCCGACCCUUAGAUAGCCCGAACAAUAAUUAUACACUACUGAAACACUUUCCGUGGAACAGAGGAUAAGCUGGUUCUGGUUCGGCUAAGCAGUUGCUCUCUGGUUGCUUUCUCUUCCAUUUUCCUCACUAAAAAUUGGCUCAUCAGCUCUUCUGGCUGGGAGCUGCCUCCUCCCUUUGUUCUGAGAGCAGCAGCGUUCCUGCUUGCUGGGGCACGAGCACCCUUCACUUUAUAGGUAACUUUAGGUUAGUCCAGCAAGGCUGCGGGUCGCUGGUGUGUUAACGGGGACGAAUCGACUCAAAAAUACCCGGACAGCGGUAGAAACGGGCCCGGGUGCUGGGAAUGGAAUCGAGCCAACGGCGUGCUUCCUUCUCGUUAUCAAGAAGCUGUAUCCUUGCAUAAAAUCUAGAAGUGAUAAAGGACAAUAUCUCGGUCAGCUUCCAAGAGGCCAUUGGAAAGAGACCGUCACGUGACAACUAGUGCCAAUGUUCUUCCAGAAGGUCGUCAGGACCCUGGUAGCCAGUCACUCGAUUUUUGGAAAUGCAGAAAACGACCUACUACGACAACUCGACACUUUUCGGAGGAUACUCGUACCAGGGGGCAAACGGUUUUGGCUAUGAUACCCCGGCACCAGCCUUCCAGAACUCAGCACAUCUUGAGGGUGACUACCAAAGGUCUGCAUGCUCCCUACAGUCGCUCGGCACCAGUGCACCCCCACAGCCUCAGCAUGCCAAGACGAAAGAGCUUAACGGCAGCUGCAUGCGACCCAGUCUGCCACCUGAACACCAUCCACCCCCCCAGGUUUCCCCUCCUCAGAACGCUGUAAACGUUGCUGCCUCGAAUGCCACCCAGCAGCCAGGUGGCAGUGGUGGUGGUGGGGGGGCUGGCAGUGGGGGAACAUCCAAAUCAUCAUCCAAGUCAUCCUCUAUGGCCACAAACCCAACUCUCACGAAGCAAAUCUUUCCUUGGAUGAAGGAGUCACGUCAGAACACCAAGCAAAAAAACAGCUCCCCUAGUGCAAGCUCAGCUAAUGCGGAGAGCAGCGGUGGUGAGAAAAGCCCUCCGGGUUCUGCAGCUUCCAAGAGAGCACGCACCGCUUACACCAGCGCACAGCUGGUGGAGCUCGAGAAGGAGUUUCACUUCAACCGAUACCUGUGCCGGCCAAGGCGCGUGGAGAUGGCCAAUCUGCUAAACCUCAGUGAGCGGCAGAUCAAGAUUUGGUUCCAGAACAGGCGGAUGAAGUACAAGAAAGAUCAAAAGUCAAAAGGCAUCGGUUCAUCAUCAGGGGGGCCUUCCCCUACAGGAAGUCCACCUCUCCCAAUGCAGUCCUCAGCUGGUUUUAUGAACUCUAUGCACUCAAUGGGCAGUUACGAUGCUCCCUCUCCACCAUCUUUUAACAAACCCCAUCAAAAUGCAUACGCCAUGUCAACAGCCUAUCAGAACCCAAUGAAAGGUUGCCCACCCCAACAGAAGUAUGGAAACACUCCACCGGAUUAUGACCCACACGGGCUACAGGGUAACAGUGGCACCUAUGGAACACCAAACAUGCAGGGUAGCCCUGUGUAUGUAGGAGGUAACUAUGUUGAUGCCAUGCCUGCCACUGGGCCUUCUAUGUAUGGCCUCAAUCACCUACCACACCACCAGUCGGCAAGUAUGGACUACAACGGUGCCACACAGAUGUCAGCGAACCAGCACCAUGGACCUUGUGAUCCACAUCCGACAUACACGGAUCUGUCUGCACACCAUCCUUCUCAGGGUAGAAUCCAAGAAGCACCCAAGUUGACUCAUCUGUAGCAGGUUUGGACAAAAAAAAUUUAAAAAGAGAAGAAAAAAUGAAAAAAAAAAUGAAAGGAAGACAAAACAGACUAACCCAUGGGGCGAUGCAAUGGGGUUGAAAAAGAUGAUCCAGUGGUUUCUUGCCAUGACUAGAACACCGGUUUGUGUCAAUGUUGUCCUCCCAUUCUUACGGGAACAUAUCUGAAUUUAGUAUCCAUAGGUCUAAAAAACCCUUUAAAACGAUACGUCAUGAAAAGUGGCUUGUUUAUGCCAAGGAAUAGACUGUCUAACUGUAUGACCUCAUUACAUCAUCCUAAAUGUUUGUGUUCCUCACUCUUUGGAGGGCAGUACGAUAUAGCAUAUAUUUAAACUUACUGGUGCAAGAAAACCACUGGAUUGUUUUCGUCCACUACCCUUAUUUCACAUACCUCUUUUUUUAAAUGUAUCAAAAAAGUCAAUUUUUUUAUUAACUUGAUCCCAAAACUGCAGCAGAUUUGCACCAUGUCUUUAGCAAGACAGGGUGAUCAAGAAAUUCAUCUUUUUCAAUUGCGUUUUACACUAUGCUACCUAUCAUUAUUAAUGAGAAGAAAAUGGAUUUUUGAUAUGGCUUUGACAGGGUAAAAAGAAGAGUUGAGAAAACUAGUAAAGUAAAGCUCAUUUCCUCAAUCUCAACUCACUUUCCCCCCUCCCUUCCCCUUAUACUCCUUUCCCAGUUCUUGGGUUUGCCUACAUUAGUCCAAACUAAUAUGAAAAGCCCACAUUUUCUCAUAUCUUGAUUUAACGUGGAUACAGGGUAUAUUUGAACAAAAUGCAUGUCCGGGAAACCAAGCUACGGCGCAGACGUCUCUGUUUACGCCUACUGCGCUCUUGUCUGGGCAUCAUUGUUGCACUUAGAGUUUACAUUAAAUGGGUGAGGAAGAAAAGUAAAUCUUAUUUUGAAUCGGAAGACCUUCAAUCAGCGUCUUUCGCUAAGUGUGUUCAAGUGAACAUUCAUAAAUAUAUAUUUAUUUGUUAUAGCCAGUUUAAAUACUUUCUUUUUUGUAUUAUUUAUCCCCAUGUAUUUAUAUCGAUAAAAAUGUACUUUUUUAGUAUCUACCUGUUAUAAAAAGACGCUGUGUUCUUGUCAUUGUAACAAAUUAAUUUUAGUUCUUGUAUUUUAGAGAUAUGUAGGUUUAUGUUACCCUUGUAUAAAUAAUGUCUUGACUUGUACAGGGGGCACAAGAACGGAAUCAAACCGUUCCCGCAUAGUCGAGAAUUAGACGGAAAAUAGCGAAACAUUUUGAGAACUUCAUUUGUCCUUUGUAACUACUUUUAUUUCCUUGUUAAGAGUUGGUUGUUGAACAAUUCUUUAAUAAAAUGUUAUGUUAUUCA